UUAAUUCGUUGCGCGGGGAUAUUUAUUGGUGUUACAAAGACCAAGACACACGUGAGGCGUCAAGUAGCGUUAUAACUCUGAAACAAUUUAACACAACGUGCUCAUCAAGUUUUACGCAUUCUCAUUUGCCUCUCGGUCCUGUGCAGCCAGUGAGGUUCAUUCUUUACCGCCUGUCGCCGAGGUUCCUCGUGAAAAAUGUCAACACAACCCUUGGAAGACUGGAACUCUGACAUCUGUGACUGCUUUGAGGACGCAAGUACUUGCUGCUAUGGCUUCUGGUGCUGCCCAUGCCUUGCCUCCACGGUUACGGUACGAUCGGGAGAGAAUCGUUGUCUCCCAAUAUGUGACGCGUGUUGCGUGGUCGCGUUCUUAGUCGCUAAGGUACCUCUGAUUGUGCCUCCUUCAGCCCUGUCUCUAAGGGUUGCCAUGCGACACAAAUAUGGCAUUAAGGGAUCCAUCUGUAGGGACCUUGGCGUUUCCUGUUGUUGCUCAUGGUGCUCAUGGUGUCAGAUGCAUCGGGAGUUGAAGCAUCGCAAUAAAGCACCCAAUGUCGUCACUGUGGAGCAACCGAGCGUUUUGCAGUUGCAGCCCGCUCCAGGAAUGAUGGCUGCUUACCCCCCCAAAGCUGCCUUUGUGGACUAUCCAGGAAGCUCAAUCUGAGCUUUGUGGCCUCUCAUUAGUCUGGUAUGUUUUGUGAAUGACAUACUCAGCUCAGUUCAAGCUCCUCUUUGUUUGUAUUUACUGGUGAAGAUGAAGGAUGAUUGUUAAUUCAUAUUUUUGAUAUGCGAGUCAAGUUAUUUCAAUUUUUCACCAAAGACCUUCCUGGAUUCAUUCCUAAACAUUUCCCUCCGUUUUUGUGAGGUUUGUUUCAAGCCGGUUCACGAGAGCUUUGUGACCACUUUGAUGCUACGGUCACCUGCAAGCGUUCUCUACUUUCAUUUCUGCUGCCAUUGUUGCAUGGCCAAUGCAAAGGAUUUUGAAAGAGCUGUUAAAUAAAGCUAUAGUUCUGCUUGAUGAAUCCAACUUCUUC
Molecule: messenger RNA, 1030 nt
Organism: Pungitius pungitius (ninespine stickleback)
Lineage: Eukaryota; Metazoa; Chordata; Actinopteri; Perciformes; Gasterosteidae
Product: cornifelin homolog B-like
Exons: 4
Coding region: 196-660 (154 amino acids)
Source: RefSeq, a predicted model, not a curated record